UAGAAGAUGAUGAUCCAAUUUACUUCUUCAUUAAUUUUACUCUACUUGUAUAUACUUUCGAUCUGGACGUGACUCCUUAAAAUUUAAUUCCUUAUAAUUUCUAGCUAAAAUCCCGUCUCGCCAUCCAAUUUAUUACUGGCGUGACAACGAUACGAUAGUAUUAUAGUGAAAAAAAAAAUUUUGCCGAGUCGAACCCACGACAUGGGCUGAUGAUGGUGGGAGUCAGCAGCCCCGCCCUACUAAACCUAAUUAUUAAAAGAGGAAGAUCGCUAGUGAAGAUGGCCCACCUCGUCCCCACACUCUCCUCCCCUCCCCCUUCUCCGUGCCCCGCUCUCCCCCGCUCCGCCGCCAUCACCACCACCACCAAUACUACCACCGUUGCCGCCGGCAUGUCGAAGUCCAUCCCGGACCAGAAGCGCGCCCUCCGGUCCGACGUCCGAAAGGCCCUCAAAGCCUUCUCCCCCGCCCUCCGCGCCCAAGAAGAUUUGGCCAUUCAGAAUAUUGUUCUGAACUCUUCUUGGUUUAAGUCCAGCACAAGAUUGUGUGCUUAUAUAAGUAGCCAAUCUUUACGCGAAGUUGAUACAGGAAGAAUUCUUGGAGAAAUUUUAAAAUCUCCAGAUGAUGGACAUCAGACACAGGUUAAGAAAGAGCUUUAUGUUCCAUGGGUCGAGGACAAAAAUAGCAACAUGCGGAUGCUGAAAAUUUCCAGUCUUGAAGAUUUAGUAGCAAAUUCAAUGAACAUUCUGGAACCGUCUCCAGUCGAUGCUAACGGAAAUCAGCAUGAAGAUGUUAUGCUGGCAGCAAACCCUGUUGAUCUCUUCCUUCUUCCUGGACUUGCAUUUGAUAGACACGGACGACGACUAGGUCGUGGUGGAGGGUACUAUGAUGUAUUCCUAAAGAAAUACCAGAAGCUCGCCACGGAGAAUAACUGGAAUCAGCCUCUUCUCGUUGCGCUUGCGUACUCGGUACAAAUAAUGGAGGAGGGCAUGAUCCCCGUCACCCCCUGCGAUGUUCCUAUCGAUGCUCUCGUAUCUGCCGCUGGCGUAAUUCCUAUCAGUCCUUCUGCCUUGGAGAGGAUGUGAUACUCUCUCUCUCUCUCUCUCUCUCUCUCUCUGUCCCCCGUCAAAGUCCCGUAUUUAUGACGGUUUUACUCGACAGAUUCACUUGUACGCUAAACUUGAUAUCAGAGUGUGCUUCUUUCAGCUUAACAUUCAGUUGAUACCUAACUGUACAGGAUCUGACUGUAUCAAUUACAACUUCCAGUUCUUUCGUCUCGUUUUUGGUUUACUUUGUUAGUGAUGAUCUUUUUGUAUUGCUCUGAUGUCGCACUGUGAAUGCUCAAUAUACAGUUUGCAAUAAUUUUACGGGUUUUAA
Ananas comosus (pineapple) is the source of this 1374-nucleotide messenger RNA. Its product is annotated as 5-formyltetrahydrofolate cyclo-ligase, mitochondrial. The record is from RefSeq and is a predicted model, not a curated record. Gene Ontology annotation, biological process: folic acid-containing compound biosynthetic process; tetrahydrofolate interconversion. The coding region runs from base 210 to 1082 and encodes 290 amino acids. NCBI's taxonomy places the organism in Eukaryota, Viridiplantae, Streptophyta, Magnoliopsida, Poales, Bromeliaceae. Gene Ontology annotation, molecular function: 5-formyltetrahydrofolate cyclo-ligase activity. The transcript is spliced from 7 exons. Gene Ontology annotation, cellular component: mitochondrion.